CGCACCGUCGUCUGGCCCGGGGGCCUGUCGCCGCCAUGGCGGAGUGGGGCCGAGGUCAGAGUCCAAGCGCCAUGGAGGAUAUGUUAGAUGCUGAGAACAAGCGCAUGGCAGACAGCCUGGCCAGCAAAGUCACCCGGCUGAAAUCGCUGGCUUUGGACAUUGACAAAGAUGCUGAUGACCAGAACCAUUAUCUGGAUGGCAUGGAUUCAGAUUUUAUGAGUGUGACUGGCCUGCUGACCGGCAGUGUGAAGCGGUUCUCCACCAUGGCCCGAUCGGGGAGGGAUAAUCGCAAGUUGCUCUGUUACGUUUCUGCAGGACUGAUCGUUGUCUUCUUCAUCCUCUACUAUCUUGUGUCAAAAUCAGGGACUUGAGCAUGGUUGUCGUGUCAGAAAUGUUACAGACCAAAAAUCAUGUGUUGUUUGAUGGACUUAUUGAAAGCCUUUUUCAUUCUGCCCUGUUGUGGAGUCUUUGAGACAUUCCAAGCAGUCCAAAUAACUUUUCUGUUCCCCAGCUUACUGUCAGUGAUCGGGCUGGUCUUGGACGUAUCUUUAUAAAACGUUUGUUUCAUUCUACACUGACUUUCACCUGUAAAAUGAUUUUGAUGUUGUUAAUGCCUAAACUUUCAUCUCCUGCCUUGUUGUCCACGUYCUUCAGCCUGUUUUCAAUGGACACCUUUGUGUUGGCAGUGUUACUGAUAUUACUAAACUCGGAAAGACUUGUGUCAGACAAAAUCCAGAGACUCGGUGCGCAAAAGUUUAGCAAGAAGUCCAGAAGCUGCUCAUUUUAGGACUGCUGAUUWAUGAGGUUUGGAGGUAUGAACUUGGGACUUGUAUUGCAAGCUGAGCCACUUGGCUCAUACACAGUCUUAGUUUCACUUUGUCUUGGAGGCAUGUUAAUAACCUAGAUGUUACUGGGUUGGAGUUAAAUUUGUACAGUUUUGAAAUUAAGUCAGCACUAUAUCUGGAUCCCGGUGCACUAUAAUUGCUGCAGAGGAGCAAGAUGUUGAGUGAUAGCUUGGCUUUAUUUAUUAUCUUUCUAGGUGAAGCUGAGUGGACACUGCAGGAAAAGAAGGGCCAAAGUCCCUAAGUUGCCAUUAUUUGCACAUGUAUAGCAUCAUCCCACACACUUGAAAACACACUCCCCUAAACUCUUUUAAAUAUAAAUACUCAAUCAAUGUCCCCUUUUCAAGACUGCUUGCUUCAGCCUUCAUACAGUUCAUUAUACUUAUUACCAUAUCCCUGUACUACAGUGCUUUGGAAAGACAUUGUGCAGUUAAAAACAGAGCUUGUGGGCGAGUCCUGAAGUCCAUCUUGUUGAGUUAGUGGUUGGAGGACAGAGACAGAUUUGAUCUGAGAGUUGACAGAUUUUUUUUUUUUUAGUAGAUGGUAACCAAAGAAACUCUAACUUGCUGUCCAGUGCUGCUGGGAUCCUGCGAUGUCUGUGUGAGAUGUGUGGCAAAGCACAUCCAUACAUGUUGUGUUUAUAGAGCAAUCAUUCCCUGUGAAGAUGCCACAUCGGCCUCCUCUCCUGAGGCACUGGAUUUAGCUCUCGGUCUCAGAUGAUCAAGAGUAGAGCAGCUUUUAGGGCCUUGGAAAAGACUUCUCUUUCCCCUUUCCAUACGUUGGGCUGAUCAGUCUCUUUACUCAUGUCACUACUCUGUGUUUCUUCUUCCGUAGCUGAUCUAAGUCUGCCUCUAAUCAGAAGAAAAGAUCUGUAACUUCCAAAAAACACUGUGCCUGUUGAAUGAAGCARCAAAGAAACAAAGCCUCUUCGGGGGCAAAACCCUCACUACCUAUUGCAUAAACCUUUUACUGUACAAAGCAGCUGUGCAUUUCAUAGUCUGGUUUCUGUACCAAGUGCUGAUGUGUUCUGCUUUUCUUUGUUGCAACUCUUUGCUUAUUUUGUUCCCUUAUCCUCCUGUAGCAACUACCUCUCCAGGACUAAAGUUUUUCUCCUCUUUCACAGUCCAUCUGUCUAACAGGUCAUCACUCAUCAAAACAAUUAUGUGUUUUAUUUGUCCUUGCUGUUGUGUCUUUAGGAAUUCCCUCUUGCCUGGACUAAGCUGGGUCUAAAGCUAAGCAGACUGUACUGUUGCUUGCUUAAAAAGCACCAAACAUGUAACAAAGUAAUUCUGUAAUUUGAUUGUGUGUCUUCUUUUUUUUGUUUGUUUGAGUUUGGGGGAGAAGGUGCAAUGAAGGUGAACAGGCAAGGA
Messenger RNA from Nothoprocta perdicaria, 2212 nucleotides. It is a transcript of the gene BET1L, whose product is annotated as Bet1 golgi vesicular membrane trafficking protein like. The transcript has 4 exons. Gene Ontology annotation, molecular function: SNAP receptor activity. Gene Ontology annotation, biological process: retrograde transport, endosome to Golgi; regulation of retrograde vesicle-mediated transport, Golgi to ER. The coding region runs from base 36 to 371 and encodes 111 amino acids. The record is from RefSeq and is a predicted model, not a curated record. Gene Ontology annotation, cellular component: SNARE complex; Golgi trans cisterna. NCBI's taxonomy places the organism in Eukaryota, Metazoa, Chordata, Aves, Tinamiformes, Tinamidae.